CCGCAGCUGUCACCUUCUGAAUGGCAGCUAACAGCGAGCUAGCAGCAGGCGUCAGGUUCAUGUCAGCGUGAAAAACAGACGAGCUGGGAGUUUUAAACCGGCUUUCUUUGGCUCGUCUGGCUCAGUGUACACGUUGGCCCGUCACCGUAGCUGUCCACUUUAGCUCACCACGUUGUGCUUUUGGUGUUAAACCCGCCUCAUGUGGUCGUCUGAGGUGUCCACCGUGCCCAGCGCAGCCCAGGCGGACAUCACGGUGGGCUUCGACCGGGUUUGACUGCUCCGUGUCGCCGACGUGCUACGAUGUUACCGCCAGCCAACGCUGCGCUCCGGACGGCUGCCAGGCUGCUGCCACGCUCCGACUGGAGGCCCGGUUGUGUCUUGUGCCAGUGCAGGAAUAUUUCUGUGAAACCAGGGGGUCUGAAACCAAAGACGGUUCCACCUCGAUACUUGGGCCAGCCCAGCCCGUUCACCCAUCCACACCUCAUCAAACAUGGUGAGGUAACUCCAGGCUUGAGCCAGACAGAAUAUGAGCUUCGCAGACAAAGGCUAGCCUCCCUCAUAGAAGCCAAGGCCGACCGGCUGGGACCCUCGGCCUCCUCCAGCACCCAUGUGGUCAUCGUUUUGUCCCACCCAACCCGCUACAUGACCAACGACAUCCCGUAUCCCUUCCACCAGCACCAGGAUUUCCUCUACCUCAGUGGCUUCCUAGAGCCUGACAGCGCCUUGGUUCUGUAUGGGAGAGGCCGACCAGACCAGGCCAUCUUGUUCGUGCCCCGCAGAGACCCAGCGAGGGAGCUGUGGGACGGGCCCCGGUCAGGGAAGGAUGGGGCGGCUGCUUUGACUGGCAUAGAGAGAGUUCACAGCACUGAGGAGCUCGGUGUGGUGCUCAAGAGCCUCAAAGGUACAAUAGUGUGGUAUGACAGCUCUAAGCCAGCCCAUCCGCGGCUCCACCAGACCCACGUGUGUCCUGUGCUGGAGGCCGGGCCGAUGGCACACUCCCUCAGGCCCCUCACACAGUCCCUCAGGGCCCUCAAGAGUGCAGCAGAAGUGGCCCUCAUGCAAGAGGCUGGCCGCAUCACAGCACAGGCAUUCAGGAAGACGAUGGCUCUGUGUCAAGGUGAUAUCGAUGAAGCUGUGCUUUAUGCAAAGUUUGAUUUUGAGAAUCGGAUCCAUGGCGCCAACUUCCUGGCUUACCCCCCUGUGGUCGCCGGGGGAAAUCGAGCCAACACACUGCACUACAUAAACAACAACCAGAUGAUCAAGGAUGGUGAAAUGGUGCUGCUUGAUGGUGGUUGUGAAUACUUUGGUUAUGUCAGUGAUGUCACUCGUACCUGGCCAGUGAACGGAAAGUUCAGCCCUGCCCAGGCUGAGUUGUAUGAGGCUGUGCUGGAGGUGCAGCGCUCCUGCCUGUCUCUGUGCUCCCCGGGCGUCAGUCUGGAUCACAUCUACAGCACCAUGCUGGCCCUGCUGGGACGACAGCUCAGGCAGCUGGGCGUUGUCAAGGCCAGUGCCAGUGAUGCUGAUGUACUAAAGGCUGCACGGCGCUACUGCCCCCACCACGUCGGCCACUACCUCGGCAUGGACGUCCACGACACUCCUGAGCUGUCCCGCUCCCAGCCUCUUCAGCCAGGGAUGGUCAUCACCAUAGAGCCAGGACUAUACAUCUGUGAGGAUGAUGAGCAGGUCCCAGAGCGUUUCCGUGGCCUCGGGGUCAGGAUCGAGGACGACGUGGUGAUCCGAGAAAAGGGAAGCCCGCUGAUUCUGUCUUCUGAUGCACCAAAGACCAUCGCCGAUGUGGAACGCGCCUGUGCCCAAAGAUAGGGCAGACAACAGGGGACAAAUCGCUGAGCUGCAGCAUCAGUACUGUGUCUCUCACCCGUCUCCACGGCAAUGGCGUCAUCAGGGUCAAGGCCCAUGUGGGUUAAAGGUGGAAGCACACUUCAAGGCUUUUGGUUUUAGUCUGAAUUAAAACCGAAAGUCACACAAAUUUAGAUAACUGAUUUUCAUCAGAGGUGCUUGUGUCUGCUUACGUUUGUGCACAGAAAUUGGUGCAUGUGGUUCUUCUUGUCCACAUCUGUCUCAAAUAGCACUGAAGAGUAACCUUAGCUCAGAAACGUGUCUGAGGCAGUCAGGUGAACAGGGUGACUCAGUGGUUCAAGAGAGCACCUUCAUAAAUGUCCCAGGUUUGAUCCUGUCAGCUUGUCUUAGAGCAAGAUAAUCAACCUCUACCUGCUCACUGUAACUCUCUCUCUGUAUAGGAGUACCAGCUAUAUUCCUAAAAAUGUGAAACCUAAGAAUAUUUAAAUAAAUAUUACAGUGUGCUUCCACCUUAAUGGUUAUGAACUGAUCUCAGACCUGUUGUUAAGGUCCAGUGACCAUGUACAUGAUGCUAAUUUAAGAAACAAGGUGGUAUCAGAUACUUGAAGCCUAAAGGCAAAGGCCAAAGUGGAAAAUCAGUUUGCUUCCUGCCAAAUGUUUCACCAUUUCCACCAUCAUGCCACAUCACUAUACUGUUGCCUGUUCUUCACAUAUACUUUAAUACCUUCGCGCGCGCGCACACACACACACACACACGCAGUUUCUCUCCCAUGCAUUUUUUCCAAACAGUCUCUUUUAAACACAGUUUAUGUCCUAUUGGUUUUCAAUCUGUCUUUCCUGAAACUGUCCUACAGUGAAAACCCAUCAGAACAGCAGCAUCCACUCAGCCGUACACAGAUCAGACAGACAGAGAGAGGCAGAGCAAACAAACAGGGUGCACGGACAGGACGUCACAUCAGGGGGCCACCACCUUUAUGCACCUCGUUACAGGAAGAAGUCAUUGAUAAAGAGGACUUGGUCCAAACCACAGCUACUCUUGGUAAACCGGGGAAGGAUAAUAAUGACACCCCAUGCACUGGAGUGGUAUGAAAUCACAUUUUGUUUGUGUGCGUGCAUUUGUCUUUAUUCAGUGAGACAAAUGUGAGCCGCAGCAGCAGGUUGAGCCUCUCACAUUGUGCAGAGGUCACCAGUUUGUGUUUUUAGAGAUAAAAAUGACCUCAUCCUACCUUCUAUUAAAAUGAAUAAACUCCAUAGGUUUGUUCAGGUAAUAAGAUAGCACCCUAGAGUAAAUGUAGUGACUUUUUUUUUUUUUUUUUUUUUUUUGACUUAAUAUGAUGAACAACUGGAUCUGAAAAAUGUCUUGUUGAGAGUGACACUUUGUAGUUGGUUGAGUGAUGACUGUGCAUGAGAUUUUGCUGCAAAGACCUUGACUGCAGCACGAGGAACGCACUGAUCAGUGUUUCAUCUCAGGGUUGUGUGGUUACAUAGGUGGAGAGGGGAAUGUGUCCCCCUCGUUUUUCAGAGGAGGAUGAAAUAUCCUCUUGCAUUCUUUCAGUCUCAAACGCACUAUAUUUUAUUCUCUUCAUUCUUGGAGACACAGUUUUUACUGUGCACAGUUUUUACUGUCACACAUCUUGUGAUUGGCUUUUAUCAGAAGCACCAAAAACCCUGUCGUCUUAAAAAUAAUGGAGCCCUCCUACUCAUUUUAAGGCAUUUUGACCACAAAUCACUGCCACUGGGGGAUAUUUCACAAAGCAGGAUUAUGUUCCACACUGAUGCUACUAAUUGGAAUCUGUAAAACAGAACUUUAAUAUUAGGUGUAUGAAUGUGAUUCAGGUAUGCAUGUUGACAACUGCUAAUAAUAUAAUUUAAAUAAUUAUCUUAUGACCUUUUGGGUUAAAUUGCUAACUUGUUAAUGUUACUUUGUGAAAUGCACCCCAGGUUUGCUGUAUCUCACUUUGUCCUGUAUUCUUCCCACUGUCGCGCUCUCAGACCUGCAUACUUUCCUCAUGCAGAUAUAAAUAAACCGAGGGGGUGUCUGCAGGUCCUCGAAAAGGCCCAAAAA
Molecule: messenger RNA, 3883 nt
Organism: Myripristis murdjan (pinecone soldierfish)
Lineage: Eukaryota; Metazoa; Chordata; Actinopteri; Holocentriformes; Holocentridae
Gene: xpnpep3
Product: X-prolyl aminopeptidase 3, mitochondrial
Exons: 11
Coding region: 301-1821 (506 amino acids)
Biological process (GO): proteolysis
Cellular component (GO): mitochondrion
Molecular function (GO): metalloaminopeptidase activity; manganese ion binding
Source: RefSeq, a predicted model, not a curated record